AUGAAAGUAUUUUUUGUUCUGUUCUUUCUUCUGGAGUUAAUCAUAUCAGCUGUGAGUUUUAUUGCUCUUGAUACAAAUGAGGAAAUAUUUUGAUAUUCAAAUUCAGGAAAGUGCACUUCGAAUGGCAGAUUUUCAAUGUAGCCAAUGUCAAGUUUUUGUUGCUUCGGUUCAUGGAUGGUUUUCUGGUAAAAGACCAAGUCGUCGACAAAUUAUAAAAAAAUUGAAUGGAACUUGCAAAAGAUAUGCCAAGGUACUUUUGAAUUUUUAUUCAACCGGAAUUUCUAAUGUUUUUCAGUAUAAGAGAAGAUGUUUGUCGACUGUGCAAAAUAAUCUGGAGUUUCUAAUUGAUGAAGUCACCAAAAAUCCAUUUGAUGCUUCUGCAUUAUGUGAAUCUCUAAAGGUAACUCAAUUUUUUAAAAGAUAUUUUUUGAAUUUUAUAAAAUAUUAUUGCAGGAUUGUGCACCUUUAACCGAUUCAGUGGAAUUUGAUUAUCCUUCGAAUUUUUAA
Molecule: messenger RNA, 507 nt
Organism: Caenorhabditis angaria
Lineage: Eukaryota; Metazoa; Nematoda; Chromadorea; Rhabditida; Rhabditidae
Source: the annotation of a GenBank genome assembly